Messenger RNA from Canis lupus familiaris (dog), 4279 nucleotides. RefSeq names its product cyclin J (gene CCNJ). The record is from RefSeq and is a predicted model, not a curated record. Gene Ontology annotation, cellular component: nucleus; cytoplasm; cyclin-dependent protein kinase holoenzyme complex. Lineage: Eukaryota; Metazoa; Chordata; Mammalia; Carnivora; Canidae. Gene Ontology annotation, biological process: regulation of cyclin-dependent protein serine/threonine kinase activity; mitotic cell cycle phase transition. Gene Ontology annotation, molecular function: cyclin-dependent protein serine/threonine kinase regulator activity. Bases 648 to 1607 code for a protein of 319 amino acids. The transcript has 6 exons.
CCGGUCGUACGUCACACCUGUAGGUACAUCAGUUCCCCAGCCUGUCCACUAACUUGCUGGGAGACUUUGGACGAGUUACUUAAUUUUCUGUUUCCCGAUUUCCUCAUCUGUAGAACCAGUAAGAAUAACAGAACGUGCCCUGUGGGGGGAUCGUGAGGUUAAAUGAGCUGAUACAGCGGUUUAGAACGUGCUUGCUUGGUUUAUAGAAGCCCUAAGCCAUAACUGUUGUUAUUUUCCCUGGGUAAACAGCCCUUGUGGGCUGCUCAAAAUGCCUUAAGGAGCUGAAGUUGCCUUCCUACAAAGGCCAGUCCCCUCAACUAAGUCUCAGAAGGUAUUUUGCUGACCUGAUUGCCAUUGUGAGCAAUCGCUUCACCCUCUGCCCUUCUGCCCGACAUCUUGCUGUCUAUUUGCUGGACUUAUUUAUGGAUCGAUAUGACAUCUCUAUCCAGCAGCUGCAUUUAGUUGCACUUUCCUGUCUGCUUUUAGCAAAAGAACCUUCUACUGACUACAUAAUGAGUUGGUUUAAUGAACUAAAGAUUCACAGGCAACUACUACAAAUGGGAAAGACUUUACUUCUGCAGUAGGCACAGCUCCAUGGUCAGCUGCAAACUUGACUCUGAUAAACCAGAUUUGUUACCUGAUGCAGAAUGUACUGGUGGGCCAUUUGGUGCCUCUUUCUUGUAGCUUCUUCCUGUAACUCCUUUCAUGUUAGUACCUUGACUGAAGAAAAAGAGGGUAAAUUUGAAGAAAAAGAAGAUAGCGUGCCUAAGCUGGAACAGCUCAACAGCCUGGGUUGUAUGACUAAUAUGAAUCUAGUAUUAACAAAGCAAAAUUUGCUACAUAUGGAACUGUUAUUAUUAGAAACCUUUCAGUGGAACCUCUGCCUUCCAACAGCUGCUCAUUUCAUUGAGUAUUAUCUCUCUGAAGCAGUACACGAAACAGAUCUUCAUGAUGGCUGGCCGAUGAUUUGCUUGGAAAAAACGAAACUCUACAUGGCCAAGUAUGCAGAUUAUUUCCUGGAAGUAUCUUUGCAAGAUUAUGCCUUUCUAAAUUAUGCACCUUCUUUAGUAGCUGCUGCAUGUGUGGCUUCUUCAAGGAUUAUACUUCGUCUUUCUCCAACGUGGCCCACAAGACUGCAUCGUCUUACUGCUUACUCCUGGGACUUUUUAGUGCAGUGCAUUGAACGGCUAUUGAUCGCACAUGAUAACGAUGUGAAAGAGGCCAACAAGCAGAGAGGACAGGCAGGGUCCCAGCCGGCGCAGCUGAGUGUGCUGCAGUCAGCCUCCCAACCCUCACGGCCGGUUCACUUUCAGCAGCCCCACUAUCUCCAUCAGACGCACCACACCUCCCUGCAGUACCGCCAUCCUGUAGCAGAACAGCCGAGCUGCCAGCAGAUUGGAUCUACCACACACACCUCGUCUUACACACUACAGACGUGUCCUGCUGGCUUCCAAACUAGUGUUCAGGGCCUUGGGCAUGUGCAGACUGGUGUUGGGAUGUCACUGGCAAUACCAGUAGAAGUGAAGCCCUGUCUGAAUGUUUCUUACAACCGGAGUUAUCAGAUAAACGAACAUUACCCUUGCAUUACUCCAUGCUUUGAAAGGUGAUUUUAUGUGAAGGUAAUUCCUGACGCAGACUGUUCUGUGACUUGAAGCUCUGGGGCAAGCUUUUUGUAAUCUUCUCUUCAAAAAGGAAAGGGAUUCAGAUUGCAUCAGAACUCUUCAGAUACCAGCAUCAGGAAGACAGAAUUUCCCUUUCAGUGCACCACGAAUACCUGGGAGGACUGAACAAACACUGCAAACACUUUAACAGUAUGUAUAUCGAAUCCUGUUAAAACACAUCCCUGUGUGACAAAAAUUUUAAGCCCUGGCUGAUGGUCCAAAUAUUUCAAAAAUACUCAAUACAACAGAAAAUUUGGACAGACUCUAAAUCGCCAUUUUGAGAUUUGACCUGUGGUGGGCUCUGGGCCUAAUGUUGGUUUAUACAUCAGAGACUAAUAUUUAUCUGUGGACUUGCCAAACGGUCUUUUUAUGAAGGAAAGUUACAGUAUUAAUUUUUGAAGAGGUCUUUUUUUUUUUUUCUUUUUAAUUCUGCAGUUUUGAGUUACAUUUUUGAUCUACAAAUGAAUUGUUGACUAAGUUUAAACUCAUGAAUUGCUAUGCUAUACCGAUCUGUGCAGUAAAAAAAAAAAUUUUUUUAGAUGAGUUAUAACUUCCUAUCACAGUAUGUAGGUAUCUGGAUUUAUGUACUAAAAUUAAGGGUGGAGUAGAUCUCUUAAAAUCAUGGUCAUAAAUUUUCAUUGUUUUUUUCACCCUAAGCGAUCAACCUCAAAUCUUUAGGAUUAAAACACAUUUAACUCAGGGAAUUUGUACUACUUGGAAACACUUAACUGUAAUGCAACAUGCUUUGGGAAUGUUAUAGUAUGAACUACCUGUAUAACAUAGGUUAAAAUACUCCUGCUAGGAUGUGUUUUCAACUGAGAACAUAAUUGUAGCUUAGAAUGAAUGAAGUGGUUCCUAUCACUCAUAAUCCAUACAUAGGUUUUGCAUUUCUCAGUGCAAUCAAUGAUUUAUACUCAGAUUUGAUAUUACACUCGAAGUUUUUUCAAGGAAGGCAUAACUGUAAAAUGUCAGUACUAGAAUAAAGUCCUGUAGGUUUAUUUUGAAGUGGAAUGUGGCCAGGGUAGUUCUCAGGUUGUGCUAGAGCAGCACUUUGUUCUGUGGAGGACAAGUUCUAUAAGCAGCCUUGCAAUCCAGCCAGUCUGUGUAUUAGGCAAAGGCCACUUGCAUAUAUUGGCCCCAGAACUGCCCUGGGACAUUUCACCGUGUGGGUAAUGAGUGAAAACAGCAAUAAGAAGUCAUUACAGCAAGGGCAAUUUGGGGGGGCGGGGAGAGUUCAGAGGGAAUAAAAAGUAAAAAGAAAGCAAGCAUUGUAAUAACUGAAACUAUACAUUGUGCUCUUAUCUGUGGGAGAAGAGAGAUUUGGUGGAGGGAAGCUUUCUGAUUUAAAAAUUAGUAAGGUGUGUCUUUUUGUUUGUGUUUUUUUUUUUUUUUUUAAAGAUAGCACUUGAAUAGAAGGGAAACUGCAUGGCAGGUAUGUGACUGCCACAAUAUGCAUUUGAAGACAAACUUAUUAUAAAGAUGUUGUGGGUAUGCAGCAGGAGUCUCCGUAAUCAAGCCAAUGGCUUCUGUUAGGAAGGGAAGGGACUCAACGCAGUAAUGGACUGAUCCAGAUGGCUCCAGUGGAUAAAUGUGGGUGGGUGGCUUCUGCCAGCAUGAAUUCCUAGAGAAUGUCCUCUCCUUAAAAGAAUGGUAAUCUUUAUAAUUAGAGUACAUAGGGCAUGAUGUGGAUUUAUGAGUCUGGUAGAUUAAAAAAAAAAAAAAACACUCAGGUAAGAACACUCACUCAUGGCAGUUUUCAAGCUUGAAAAUUGUUUUCUGAAAGUAUCAUCGCUUUUCCUCUUUACAGAAGGCUGCUAAUUGGAUUUUGGUAGUUCUUACCUCAAGAGAGUUUGAAUUAUUUGGGGGAAAGUGGGUUCAAAAGAGAAUAUAUCUUUCACAUUCACAUUCAGAACCCAGCACCUGGAGUCCAAUUUUCAGUAUUUUAACUACCUCAAUAAUGUUAUGAAUGUAAGAUAUUGGGAUAGAGAUCCCAACUUGAAACAACAACCGGUGCCUAUGGUAAUUUAAUGUCUUGUCAAAUGCUUUUAUUGAUUGGUUUAAAUGUCAUUCUUGUUAUAGAAGAAUAUGCCUUUUAAAAAGCUUAUAACACUUUCCCAGUUUGUAUUUAAAAAAGCUAAAGAACACUGGAUUAAUUUUGGGGGGGGGUAGAAUAAAAUAAUUAAUUGGUUACUAUUGCUGCAUACCCAGGGUGGGGUGGGAUGGGAUGGUUGGAGAAUCAGAACUAUUUUUAAAACAUUAGGUUUCAAUAUAAAUACAACUCACGACUGCUAGACUUGGGGGAUGAGGGUGGGGGGAGUUGUGUGGGUUUUGUUUUGUUUAAUUUAUUGGUUAGUCUUUAAAGUAGGUCAAUUUUCUUUUUUUUUUUUUUGAGAUUACUGGACCAUCAUUAAAUGUGUACUGUGAAGAGAUUAAUGAUAUGUAUAAAGGGCUUUACCAAAGUCCACUAAAUAAACACUACUCAAGUACAGACUGCAAACCAAAAUGUAUCUGUGUUGUGACAUUAAUUGCAAAUAGUGAGUAUGGUGCUAAAUUCUACACCAAUGGAAUUAGAUGAGUGCUAUGCACUUAAUUUUAAAAUAAAAUAGUUUUCAGUAAAA